GGGAGGAAGAGGAGGAGCCAGGGCCGCCUCCGCUCUGCCCUGCUGUCCCGCGCUCAGCGCUGGAACGCGUUCCCGCUUCUGGACUGUGAGCACCUCCUCUCCGCACUGGGUGAGGACCCCUGGCUCACGCAGACAUGGCUUCAGGUGCCGCCGCCACCCCUGUGAAGAUCGGAAUAAUUGGUGGAACAGGUCUGGAUGAUCCAGAAAUCUUAGAAGGAAGAACUGAAAAAUAUGUGGAUACUCCUUUUGGAAAGCCUUCUGAUGCCUUAAUUUUGGGGAAGAUCAAGAAUGUUGAUUGUGUCCUCCUUGCAAGGCAUGGCAGGCAGCAUACCAUCAUGCCCUCCAGAGUCAACUACCAGGCCAACAUCUGGGCCCUGAAGGAGGAGGGCUGUACACAUAUCAUAGUGACCACAGCCUGUGGCUCCCUGAGGGAAGAGAUACAACCUGGCGACAUUGUUGUCAUCGACCAGUUCAUUGACAGGACAACCAAAAGAGCUCAGACCUUCUAUGAUGGAAGUCAUUCCUGUGCCAGAGGAGUUUGCCAUAUUCCAGUGGCUGAACCAUUCUGCCCCAAAACAAGAGAGGUCCUUAUAGAGACAGCUAAGAAGCUAGGACUCCGGUGCCACUCAAAAGGGACAAUGGUCACAAUUGAGGGACCUCGUUUUAGCUCCCGGGCAGAAAGCUUCAUGUUUCGCACCUGGGGAGCAGAUGUCAUCAACAUGACCACCGUGCCAGAGGUGGUUCUUGCUAAGGAGGCUGGAAUUUGCUAUGCAAGUAUUGCCAUGGCAACUGAUUAUGAUUGCUGGAAAGAGCAUGAAGAAGCGGUGUCAGUGGACCGGGUCUUAAAGACCCUGAAAGAAAAUGCAAAUAAAGCCAAAAGUUUACUCCUUACUACCAUACCUCAGAUAGGAUCCAUGGAAUGGUCAGAAACUCUCCACAACCUGAAGAAUAUGGCCCACUUUUCUGUUUUAUUACCAAGACAUUAAAAUAGCGUGUUUGCUAAGAAGACGAGAUGACUUUCUAAUCCCAGUCAUGUUGGGAACUUCUGUUUCACUUCAAAAACCAUGGAGAAGACAGGCAGUUUUCAUGCCCUUGUCCACAAAGGAAGACCAUUCAUUCGACAAAACAGUGCAUGUAUCAGGGAUGCCUUUCAAAGCACUCAGGUUGCUUCAAGAAACCGAAGAAAAGCUGUGGCCAACACACAAAUGAGAAGAGUCUCACACUAUGGGGUCAUGGGGGAGACAUCUCACCGUUUUACAUUUCCUCCAUUAAAUUUGUUUUAAGAAAUAAUAAAUGGAACCCUUAGGUUUUUUUAUUGAUGUAAAUUGGUAUAGUCUUUCUGGCGGACAGUUUGGUAAAAUAAGUCAAAAGGCUUAAAAAUACUGCUGAUUAUCAAUAAAACAUAUCAAGUAUGUAUAAAGAGAUGUUUAGUAGAGUGUUCAUUGUAGUAGCAAAUAUUUACAGCAAUGUAAAUAUUAAAUCAGAAGUAAAUGAUGAUUUAACUCUUAAUUGGACUGCAAGACAACCUACUGAAUCACGUUUAAACUGUAUUGAUGUCUUAAAGAAUUGGUGACACUGCUUCCAUCAGGAACGUCAUCAUAAGCCCUCUUGUGGGCCACUCCAGGAAUUUGUCCUCCCUAUAAAGUAUCAGUGGUACCGAAGAGAGGCUGGAUCAUCCUACCCUGCCACUCCAAGAAAACUGGUCCUGAAAUGAGUGCAGCCUAGAAUGUUCCCAGCUUUGACCAUGAACUGUGAGCUCAGACCAACAGGGAUUCAGCGGUUACACAUGCUCCUGUGCUAAAUAUGAAUAUAUAUGGGCCCUGGGUUAGGUUGAUGGGGUAAACAGUUAAUUUUAUUCAUAGGUUUGUUUCAUGUUUUAAAGCUACUCUAUACCCUAAUCCAGCUUUCUAGCCCUAUUCUUAACUCUCACACCAUCUUCCCAAACAAUAUUUUUGUCCACUUCCAUGUUAGCUAUCAAACUCAAGAAAACCUACAAAAGUCAUGGGCCUCAAGGAACAUACCUAAAAUAGACUUCUAGCUUCUUUCUACCCUGUGAUCCCUAUUUUCAUGUACUCUAUCCCUAAUUUUUGGUUCCUGUCUUACUGCCUUUCAGCCACUAAGUUGCAGAUGAUAUCAUGACUCCAUCCUGACUUCCCUGGCCUAAUGACCUCACCAAUGUGUCACCUCUCCAGAGCCCUGUCCCACUAGGGAAAGAGAAAUAGGCUAGGGGUAUGAAUUGUCCUGUUGACACCCAUGUCCAGCAGAGAAGCUAUUACAGAAGUCAGAACUUUCACCUUCUGUACCCCAAAAAGAAUUUUGUUCCAUACUUCCAGAAGAAGAGAAAUAGUAGGGGAAGAUGACCAGAGAAGAGGAAAAAAGGAAGGACAUUUGGAAACAGUAAUUGAUGUGGGUGUGACUUGGAUGGGAAAAGGGGCAGGACCAGAGGAGGGGGAAAAAAAAUGAACAAAUAUAGACAGAUAGUUAUAAAAAUAAUAGUCAAUCCAUGUCUGCAAUCUUGGGAAAACUACUGUGGCUUCCAAUGGAGGGAAUGGGGAUACAGAAUGCUGGUGGUAGGACUGGUGAAGAUUUAUACCCCUGUUAAUAUUCUGUAAGUCAAUGUUAAGUCACUAAUAAAAAAAAAAAAAGAAUUGUUGACUCUAAAAUGGAUGUAUAAGUGCUAAUUUUGAUUUCAGAUUGUACAUGUAUACAUAUAGAAAGAGCAGGAAAAGUGAAUAGUCUUAUUAUACUGUAUUUGGUCAAAUAGUAAAGUUUUUUUAAGAAUAAAAGUGGAUUAGGAACAAUCUAGUUAUUUAAUGCACUGUUUUUGAUAAUGAAGCAAACUGCAAAAUGUUAAUAAUAACCAAAGCUUUGUUUGAUGUCCAUCGUUUUGAAAGACCGUCAUAGUAUAAUCAAUACUUGAGUUUCGCAACAACUAAAGAAAUGCUGGAUGUUUAAAAUAGGUCAUCUUAGACGUUAGACAAUUUUAAAAGACUUAACACACAUUAUCUGUGUCGUGCAUUUUUUAAAUUAGUAUAAGAAUGUACAUUGUCUUAUUAUUUGGAAAUCUUUUUUUAUCCUGAGUUGUUUUGGUUUUCACCUUGGCCUGUAACAUGGUACUUUAUUGGCAUAUUUUUGUAUUUAUAGAGUCCGUGAAUUUCUGUUUCUGACACUGCCUUCAACAUAGUAAGCUGUUAAUUGUAAACAACAAAAUAAAU
Molecule: messenger RNA, 3215 nt
Organism: Erinaceus europaeus (western European hedgehog)
Lineage: Eukaryota; Metazoa; Chordata; Mammalia; Eulipotyphla; Erinaceidae
Gene: MTAP
Product: methylthioadenosine phosphorylase
Exons: 8
Coding region: 135-986 (283 amino acids)
Biological process (GO): nucleoside metabolic process
Cellular component (GO): cytosol
Molecular function (GO): S-methyl-5-thioadenosine phosphorylase activity
Source: RefSeq, a predicted model, not a curated record